Molecule: messenger RNA, 6471 nt
Organism: Dipodomys spectabilis (banner-tailed kangaroo rat)
Lineage: Eukaryota; Metazoa; Chordata; Mammalia; Rodentia; Heteromyidae
Gene: Ralgps1
Product: Ral GEF with PH domain and SH3 binding motif 1
Exons: 20
Coding region: 223-1980 (585 amino acids)
Biological process (GO): positive regulation of GTPase activity; Ras protein signal transduction
Cellular component (GO): plasma membrane
Molecular function (GO): guanyl-nucleotide exchange factor activity
Source: RefSeq, a predicted model, not a curated record
CCGGCCCGGCCCCGGCCCGGCUCUGCCCAGCCUCGGCCUCCGAGCGAAGGCGCCGCUGCCUCUGGGCCGCUCCCAGGGCCAUGAGGAGGCGGCGGCAGCCACUGCGGCCCGCGUCAAGGUGACCGGCCGGGACUGCGGCGGUGGCGAGAACAGCGGACUGACUCUCAGGCAGGUUAUGUCACCGGCAGAGGCUGCCCUGAAGCUCCCCGCGGCCUGGAGACUAUGUACAAGAAGAAUGGUCUGAUGGCUAGCGUGUCAGUCACCUCUGCCACUCCACAGGGCAGCAGCAGCUCAGACUCGCUGGAGGGCCAGAGCUGCGACUAUGCUAGCAAGAGCUACGACGCUGUCGUCUUUGAUGUCUUGAAAGUGACUCCCGAGGAGUUUGCCAGCCAGAUCACUCUCAUGGACAUCCCCGUGUUUAAAGCCAUCCAGCCGGAGGAACUAGCCAGCUGUGGAUGGAGUAAGAAGGAGAAACAUAGUCUUGCCCCCAACGUCGUGGCCUUUACCCGGAGGUUUAACCAGGUCAGUUUUUGGGUUGUACGAGAAAUUCUAACAGCACAGACUUUAAAAAUAAGGGCAGAAAUCCUGAGCCAUUUUGUGAAAAUAGCCAAGAAACUUCUAGAACUCAACAACCUUCAUUCUCUCAUGUCUGUGGUAUCAGCAUUACAAAGUGCUCCCAUCUUUCGGCUGACAAAAACUUGGGCUCUUUUGAAUAGAAAAGACAAGACCACCUUUGAGAAAUUAGACUACCUGAUGUCCAAGGAAGAUAAUUAUAAACGGACUCGGGAAUAUAUUCGAAGCCUGAAGAUGGUGCCCAGCAUUCCCUAUCUAGGGAUCUAUCUUCUGGAUUUAAUCUACAUUGAUUCUGCAUAUCCUGCCUCUGGGAGCAUCAUGGAAAAUGAACAAAGAUCCAAUCAGAUGAACAACAUCUUACGAAUAAUUGCUGACUUACAAGUUUCCUGCAGCUACGAUCACCUUACCACCCUGCCCCACGUGCAGAAGUACCUGAAGUCAGUUCGCUACAUUGAAGAGCUCCAGAAGUUUGUGGAAGAUGACAACUACAAACUGUCGCUCAGAAUUGAACCGGGAAGCAGCUCCCCAAGGCUGGUCUCCUCCAAGGAAGAUCUUGCAGGCCCCUCCGCAAGUUCCAGCUCAGCCAGGUUCCGCCGGAGGCCCACCUGUCCUGAUGCAUCUGUGGCUGGCAGCCUUCCCACACCACCAGUCCCCAGACACAGAAAGAGCCACAGCCUGGGCAACAAUAUGAUGUGUCAGUUGAGUGUAGUUGAAAGUAAAAGUGCGACAUUCCCAUCGGAGAAAGCCAGGCACCUUCUGGACGACAGUGUCCUAGAGUCCCGCAGCCCCCGCAGGGGCCUCACCCUCACCUCCUCCUCUGCUGUCACCAAUGGACUCUCCCUAGGCAGUAGUGAGAGCUCAGAAUUUAGUGAAGAGAUGUCUUCAGGGCUGGAAAGCAGGGGACGUCUGUAUGCCACGCUGGGCCCCAACUGGCGAGUUCCGGUUCGGAAUUCUCCCAGAACCCGGAGCUGUGUCUACAGCCCCACAGGCCCAUGCCCCUGUACCCUGGGGAGCUCGGCAGCCGUGCCCACCAUGGAGGGGCCUCUGAGAAGGAAAACGCUGCUCAAGGAAGGACGGAAGCCUGCGCUGGCCUCAUGGACCAGGUACUGGGUCAUACUGUCGGGUUCCACCCUCCUCUACUACGGAGCCAAAUCGUUGCGGGGCACAGACAGAAAACACUAUAAAUCCACACCUGGCAAGAAGGUCUCCAUCGUGGGCUGGAUGGUGCAGCUGCCUGAUGAUCCCGAGCACCCAGAUAUCUUCCAGCUAAAUAACCCUGACAAAGGCAAUGUUUACAAGUUUCAGACUGGUUCCCGAUUUCACGCGAUACUGUGGCACAAGCAUUUGGAUGAUGCAUGUAAAAGCAACAGGCCUCAGGUACCUGCCAACCUUAUGUCAUUUGAGUAAGUCUCUGCGGGACUUGGCGUGACUGCAAAGGCUUCAGGGAGCCUAGACUGGGCCUGGUGGAGAAGAGCUGCCCUGGGCAUGGGCUGUGGCCAGGACACUGGGAGCCUCCUAACAGGAUUCCAGGGACACGGCCUGUGGCCUCACAGUCCCAGAGGACUCUCCAGUAGGGGACCCAUCCGUCAAAAUCCCAAGCGACUGUCAUGAUUCAUCUUACAGCACCACCUCGCAGGGUGCUGUUGGACCCUGAACUGCACACCUGUGCCCCUCUCUGGGCCUCAUCUGUCCACCAGCCGCUUCUGCCAUAGACAGCAUUUGGCCCACGUUGGGUUCUCUGUGCUUCCUGCUGCACAUGGAGUGGACAGUGCAAACUGCAAGAGGGACCAGAGGGCGGGGACAGCUGCAGGAAGGUGUGUUACACCCCAAGUGCACGGGGCUGUCUGCCCACAGGGCUGCCUCAGAUUUUGUACACCCCUGAAGUGUCCCCUGCGUGUGCGUGCCAUACAUGUGUGCGUGCGAGUGUGAACUCUUUGAGAAACAUGCAUUUUGGCACUAGACCUGUGACAUCACACCCUUCAUUUGCUCUGAGGCCCUGCUUUCACCUUUGGUUCCAGCCUCAUCCAACGAGAAAGGUCAGAGGAGUGCGGGAGCCCCCAUGUUAAGGGUCCCUUGCGUUCUUUUACUGUAAACAAACAAUGCCUUAAAUUGUGUCUUGUUUUCUGUUCCUAUGGGUGCUAUUCAUCUGGAAGGCCUGUUCCCAGGGCCCCUUCUGGGCCCUUCUGGGCCGUGUUGCUGUCAACCCAUCAGAGGCAGGGUGGGGCUCGGGACUGGAGACCUGGCUGCUGGCCGGCAUGCUUCCUUCCAUGCCCUCUCCUGGCAGAGCCUGGGGCCCUCCUGUUCCACCUGCUCCCACUGUGCCCCUGUGGGAAGUUGCGGCAUUUGGUCCAGGUCCUUGGAAGCAGCAUGGAGGUUGCUGGGCUCACAGUGCCCAGUGCACAGAAGCCACGUGCUGCCAACCUCCCCGCCAGGCAGGCCCUUGCUCCCAUUCCACCCCUUUGCCUCCACUGCCAAGGGGGGCCUACCAGGAUUCCUCAUCACGCCAGGAGCUGAGUGACACUGAGGCCUUAAGCUCCCCCAGUCUUGCCCCAAAUGCAGUCACCAGCAAGUUCUCCAUCAUCCAAGUCCAAGGGCACAAUUGACAGCCAUGUGAUGAGAGAGAGUAAAGGGUUCAAUCUUUACAUUUGGUUAAGAGCUGUUUCCACAAACAACAGCAUUUAUCUGUCACCUUUGUGUCAUAGCUUAAAGUGACUUAUUUUGCACAAAUACAUUUUUAUUCAAAAUGAUUGCUUCCCUCCCCCACCUUCUUUUUGAGACAAGGUCUUGCUUUAUAGCCACGACUAGCCUCAAACUCUCAAUCAUCCUGCUUCUGCUACCUGAAUUUUGGGAUUACAGGUAUGUACUACCAUGCCCGGCUAAAAUGAUUAUCCUUUAUUAUCAUAGCAUCUCUCUAUUCCCCUCUCUUUCCUUUAUUUUGGAUAUGCAUAACAUGAGAAGGAAAUCCAUAAACAAUUUUCUGAAAGGGACAGAAUGUCUGGGUCCUUGUUGGUACUGUGGUUUCAAAGCCCACUCUGACCAGGCAUCAAACUACCCUCAAGACUUUUGUGGCAAAAGCUUCAAUUUAAAAGCUACCCAAGGAUCCAACAUGGUUUUUUGAUCCAGUGGUGACACUUCUCUGAAAAUGUGAAUGAACUGGUCAGCCAAGUAGUUGUUACUGGGGUGGUACUGUGUGGUUGAACCUUAUUGCAUGUGGAAGCUAUGCUCCUUUGGAGCAAAGAUCAUAUUGUUUGAUGCCAAAAGGAACUGCAGAUGGUUUCAUGGAUGGCAUCAGACCUUGACCACAGCUGCCUUGUACACUGCCCCUACCAGGGGUCCAGAUAUGUGCACCAGAUUCUACCAACAACUCUUCAAAUUGGCAUCUAGAGGCUGAGUGACAACACCAAACACUACAGACACCUCUGACCAGAACCUGCCACGGUGUCAACUAAGCAAUGUGGAUCAGAUCCUGUGUGCUCACUUCUAAAAUGUCAAAGCUUGGAUGAAAGUACAAGACUGGAGCAUUGGCUGAUUAUUUCCUGGGCUUCUCCACUCUUCAAACUCUCCUGGUUUUUCACUGAUGAAAUAUAGUCACCAAACCCACAGCCCCAGAAUUUCACACCCCACUAGAUCAUUUUAUUUUCUGCCCUUAGCAGAUUUUUCUUAUCCUUCACCGUCUUUUAUUCUCAGCCUAAUUUUGAAAUAAAGAGCACAAUCACAAUUCUUUUCAAAGUGUUUAGUCUCCUCACUAAUCAAGACUGAUCCACAGCCCUUCCCAGAAACAUUCUUACCUUGGGACUCUUAAAGAAAUGGCUUGGACUCUGUUGAUGAAAACAAAAACACCUGUAGGACUAGAGAGCCUGGAACACACCAGAAAAGUCCUGGAGACUGAACUGAAAGAUACUGUACUGUCUAGGCAGGGACUCAGGCCAAGCAUGUGAGUUCAGUGCCAUGCAUUUCCCUAGUGUGGGCUUGGCACCUAGCUGCAGGUGGGGAGGCCUGUGAACCUGGGACAGGGAACCAGGCACAAACCAAGAGGAGGAAAGUCCUGGGGUGGAUUCUCACCCCGGAGAGAACCUGCAUUGCUGUUUCCCUCCUUGACUGUCCGUACUGCACAAAUAUCUGUGAAACAAUCAAAAGUGUUAUGUCUUGCAUGCAUAGACUAUAAUUUUCUUUAAGCAAACAGAUUGUGGAACUCCAUCAUGACAGUUGUAGGAUGCUGGCUACAAAUGGGUAGGUAGCUGGUAGCAUUGUUAUGACCCCAAAGUAGACCACUCAACCUUCCUCGCCCUGGAAGGAGUCAUUAUCAUCCCUCUUAGUUGGACAUGUUUUGUCACUCAAGGUCUGCCAAGCUCAUCCCGGCAACUGAAAUACUUUGUGAAGGAUGGGUUUGGUGGGGGCAUUAGAACGGCUGUUUUGCACAUGCCCAGUGAGAAAGUACAGAGAGGCCAGCUCCCUCCCCAUCCCACACCAUCCCACAUCCUGUCAGAUUGAGGUGCUAAGGAGGUGGACACUUGGAGAGGUUGUUUGCCAACUGAUUUCUAACUUGUUUCUCUUUCUUACAAACAUGGCCAAUAUUUCUUUCCUCAUCUGAUUUCCACCUCUCAAACCCAAGAAAGGUGUAUCUUUAAGGAUGCGAUUUUUUCAAAUGAAAAGCUGUCCAUGAACAUAGGAAAUACUUUGCAAGCCAAGCCUGGUUGCUGAUGUUUGGAACCACCAGCUGCCAAAAAUAAAUAAAUAAAUAGCCUCCCAACUUUUGUGUGACCCUCUGAGUUUAAUCAGCCUGCCUUCCACCAAUUGUUGAUAUAUCAGGUGAUAUAUCAACAAUACAAGAGUCCCUUUGAAAUAACAGUUUCCACCCAUCCAUUCCUUUCUUCCUUUGUGACAGUCUCUGCCCAGGAUAUAUAUGACAGGAAAUAAGAUCCAAUCUGUGCUCAUGGAGCAGACCACUGAGGAACAUAAUCCCAAAUGCACACACCUCCUUGGGCAGUACCCUGCCUCUCCCAUCGACCUAGGUUCAAAUUCUAUACACAGGUUCUUCUGGAAAGGCUGAAGAGACACAGUCUUGCUCUGUGUCUUCCAUCACAGGGAGUUGGGGGGGGGGCUCCUUGGAGCCAUUGAGCUAGAGGCCGGGUGGCUCAGAGCCAGGGGAGAAUAGAGAGGACUCCUACAGAAGAAUGAGAGAGAAGGAUUCGAGUGUUCACAGUAUUCCCUCCAUAGGCUUUUGUCUGCAAUGCUAAAUUCAAAUACAGUAUGAAUGACAGCUACGUUUUCUUGGGUGUUGAGAAUUUAUAAGUUGGAUGUCAGUCCACUCAUAUGCGUGUAUUCCUGUGGCAGCCCCAAAUCCCUACUCAGAGCAGCAAUGUGGUCUGUUCAUUUUGUAACCAUUAAUCUCUCUCCAUGUCUGAAUGACUGUGACCAUUCAGUAAUGAGAUAAUAGUAAUUAAUUUAUUAGUAUGGUAUAAUCUUUAAUAAAUUUUGUGCCAAAAUGCAUGGUUUUUCACUUAGCAUUUAAAAUGUUGCGUAGAGAGUAGUUUUUCAAUUUCUUAUGUAUUCUUCCAAGUAAGUUGAAAAUCGAUUUCUACAUUUUAGUUUGUUUCUUGUUAAAUCUGUUGCAUUCUCCCGGGAUGUCUUUUUUUUUUUUUUUAGUUCCAGCAGAUCCCUGCAUGCAGUUGUGAAAGGACUUUCUCUAAUAACUUGUGAAUUGUCUCAUCCGCAAUAACCACUGGACAUCAGCCCUCUGUGGGAUUCUUUAGAUUUUGGUGAAGUAUUUUGUUACCUCAGUCUUGUAUCAAGUUGCUGUAUUUUUCAGCUUGUUACAUUGAUAAUUGUUUCACUAAUUAAAUACUUUAAUGUACAGGCAUCUUUGUUUACUUUGAAAUUAAAUGUGUUUUCCAAUGA